AAAUUACAUAAAACUACGUCAUCCACUGGCUCAUAUGGUCAUUUAUGCUAUUUCAGGAAUAUAGUUUAGGGUAGAAUGAUUUUGGAAAUGCUGUCUAGUUUCUGUUGUUCAACGUUGAACGGCAGUCUCUGCACGCAUUGUGCUUGAAAGCAGGAGACAUAAUUGGUUUCUCAUUGCGAUAUAACCAUUAGUCAGUCCACCACGCGUGGGACUGAGGAAAAGCAGCACUCAGCAUUCCCUGUCACCGUUACUCAACUGUCCUCCCUACAGUGAGCUGAACCUUUUGGACGAUUUGAUCUCCAUAUUUCUACCUCCGAAUUUUGGAGUUUUAGUAGCGGAUCGCAUUGGAUCCUAUAGCAUCUUUUGUUUCCGCCUGGAGAAAGUUUGUUCAGGUUCCAACAUGAGUGGUUUAGAAGAAGACUUCAAAAAUAUUAUUUUGAUAAAAGAGGAGAGAAUUAAGGACAUGGAGAUGCGUCUCGCCGAAAAGGAAGAAGAGAUCCACGAAUUAAAACGAAAACUGCACAAAUGUCAAUCCGUUCUGCCCAGCGCGCAGAUAAUUGGACCUAGAACCAGGCGCGCCCAAGGCAUCUCGGCGGAACCUCAAGCUUACCGAACCUUCCAGGAGUUAAACAGUGAAGCAUUUCGGAAACAUUCCAAGUCUGACAGGUCCAAGGGCUUAAUCAAGGAGGCCAUUCUUGACAACGACUUCAUGAAGAACCUUGAGCUUUCUCAGAUCCAAGAGAUCGUUGACUGUAUGUACCCAGUUGAAUAUGCCACAGACAGCUGCAUCAUCAAAGAAGGGGAUGUGGGCUCAUUGGUGUAUGUGAUGGAAGAUGGGAAGGUGGAGGUGACCAAGGAGAGCAUGAAGCUGUGCACCAUGGGACCUGGGAAGGUGUUUGGAGAGCUGGCUAUCCUUUACAACUGCACCAGGACGGCCACCGUCAAGACCCUCACUAAUGUGAAGUUAUGGGCCAUCGACCGCCAGUGUUUCCAGACCAUUAUGAUGAGGACAGGCCUCAUCAAACAUGCCGAAUACAUGGAGUUUCUAAAGAGUGUUCCAACAUUCCAAGGCCUUUCAGAAGAAAUACUAAGCAAGCUUGCUGACGUGAUGGAAGAGACGCACUACGGGGACGGGGAGUACAUCAUCAGACAGGGAGCCAGAGGGGACACCUUCUUCAUCAUCAGCAAGGGAAAGGUGAACGUCACCAGGGAGGAUUCUUCCAAUGACAUGCCUGUGUACCUGCGAGGCCUGGGCAAAGGAGACUGGUUUGGGGAGAAAGCCCUGCAGGGGUAAGUUGGUUAGUCUUGUCUGUGGAAAGGUCCAUAAUAUGAAGAUUUGCAAUACUGAA
Molecule: messenger RNA, 1349 nt
Organism: Oncorhynchus keta (chum salmon)
Lineage: Eukaryota; Metazoa; Chordata; Actinopteri; Salmoniformes; Salmonidae
Product: cGMP-dependent protein kinase 1-like
Exons: 7
Coding region: 401-1294 (297 amino acids)
Molecular function (GO): cGMP-dependent protein kinase activity; ATP binding
Source: RefSeq, a predicted model, not a curated record